AUGGAGACAACUGAACUGUGCUACCCAGAACUUCACAACAUCUCAUGCAGAAAGCCUCAGCCUGAUCCAUCAGAUGUGCUGCUGUCGUACAACCUGCUCUCUCUCAUAGCUCUGCUCACAGUGACAAUGAAUCUACUGGUCAUCAUCUCCAUCGCGCACUUCAGGCAACUUCACAGUCCUACCAACCUGCUAAUCCUCUCUCUGGCUGUGUCAGAUUUCCUGGUGGGUUUUUUGCUGCUUCCAGUUGAAAUCCUCGUAACAGAAUCCUGCUGGUUCUUGGGAAGUACACUCUGUGCUUUGUAUUAUAUGACAGACUUCACUGUAACGGCAUCCUCAGUUGGUAAUAUUGUGCUUAUUUCAAUUGAUCGGUAUUUAGCAAUUUGUGAUCCAUUACAUUACAAUACCAAAGUGACAAUUAACAGGGUUAGGUUCUGUAUUUGUGCUUGUUGGCUUUGUGCUCUCAUUUACAAUAGUCUGAUUUUAAAGGAUUUUCUUAUAGAUCCUUAUUCACAAAGUUCAUGUUAUGGAGAGUGUGUGCUAGUGCUCAACAACAUUACUGGAAAUGUUGAUUUAAUUUGUACCUUUAUCGGCCCCAUCACUGUCGUUGUGGUUCUGUAUGUGAGGAUAUUUACUGUGGUAGUUUCUCAAGCUCGUUCAGUGCAGUCUAAAGUAGUGACUAUGCAGCAAACUGUGACAAUGUCAGCCAGAAAAUCAGAGCUAAAAGCAGCCAGGACACUUGGAAUAGUUAUUUUAGUUUUUAUAGUGUGCCUAUGUCCCUAUUACAUCCCAUCCUUCACUGGUGAGGAUAUUGUGGACAGCAGCACUGCUACACCUCUUGUUUCCUGGUUAUGGUUCAUUAACUCUUGUAUAAACCCCUUUGUCUAUGCAUUAUUUUAUCCUUGGUUCAGAAAAUCAAUGAAACUAAUUGUAACACUGGAAAUACUGCAUCCUCAUUCUACUCAUGCAAAUGUUCUUUGA
Messenger RNA from Boleophthalmus pectinirostris (great blue-spotted mudskipper), 978 nucleotides. Its product is annotated as trace amine-associated receptor 13c-like. Gene Ontology annotation, biological process: G protein-coupled receptor signaling pathway. The transcript has 2 exons. The record is from RefSeq and is a predicted model, not a curated record. Gene Ontology annotation, molecular function: trace-amine receptor activity. Lineage: Eukaryota; Metazoa; Chordata; Actinopteri; Gobiiformes; Gobiidae. Gene Ontology annotation, cellular component: membrane. The coding region runs from base 1 to 978 and encodes 325 amino acids.